Messenger RNA from Nerophis lumbriciformis (worm pipefish), 1416 nucleotides. Lineage: Eukaryota; Metazoa; Chordata; Actinopteri; Syngnathiformes; Syngnathidae. The record is from RefSeq and is a predicted model, not a curated record.
AUGGCAGCAGAACCAUGGAACAGGGUAAAUGUUUCCCAACCAAGUGCUAUUUCAACUGUCCGGGUGCAGUUUACUUCCAAAACAGACUUGACUGUCAAAAACCUGCUGUUGGAGAACGACAAAGUCCUCAGAAUACUUCAGAGUACUUUCCUUCAGACGGAAGUCCGCGUUCUCUACGCUUUGUUGUACAAUCUCAAUAACAGCACAAGAGGAAACAAAACAUUUCGAGUUGUAAAGCAAGUUGAACAGUGCAUUAACAGACUUAAAGAAAUGAAGCUAGAUGUCGCUCUGCAGAGUUUGGCUGAAUUGUGUCCCAAAAGGAUUCAAAGGCAGCUGGGCAUAAAGGCGAAGGAGUGUGAACUUCCAAGCCAACCCACACUGGAGUGGGAAUGUCUGAAAGUGCUGGGAGCUGCGCAACUGAUGAGCUGCACGUUAAAACGCUGCAGCAGAGCUUUCAUUUUAUCCAAGCAGCACAUGAGAAAUGAGUUCAUCAUACUGAAUAUGGUGCUAACCAGCAUGCUCAGUCGCCUCUGGGUUAGUUUCAGAGGGAUUCUGUCCUGCCUGUCUGCGCUCUACCAGCAUCUGUUGGCGCUCAGGGCAGAAGUGGCCCUUGCCCGACCCAUGCCCUUCCUCACGUACUUCGAGCUGCCUGCUAAUAUGGCCGACUUCCUUGGUCCUUGUGAGGCAGAUUUACUCGCCAUAAAACCAAAAUCUGGCGUUCAGGCCCCAGCUCAGGGGGCAACACAACGGCGGAAGCCUCUUGUCAGAGCAACAUAUACGAAGAAGGUUAAAGAAGAUCUCGGUGUUGCUGUGCAGAGAGAGCUGGCAUUGGACUCUGACAUAAAGCCUAUCAAUGUUACCAGGACUGUAGCAAAGAAGAUCCUACCAAAGAAAGAACACAAAGCUGAGAGAAAACGCAUGUUUCAGAGACACACCAUGCAAGCCGCUACCUUCAAAGAGAUGACAUUCAAUCUAGAAGAAAUGAUCAAGUGGUGCAAAUCCAAGAAAAUGAGUCAAACCAAACAACUUUUAACCUUCCUGAGAUUGAAGUGCCGACGGUUGACAGGAGCUGAGGCUGCCGGUUACAACGUGCAGAACAAGUUGCAGGCGUUCAAACAAAACGCUCGCCAGGCACUGUGUGGUGUUCGAAGCCAGUUGGUGAGGACCCGUCACUCUUCGUCUCCAGGCCAGAAAAGCGGUCGCCUGAGGAAACAUCUCUGGUCACUCAAGAUGCGAUUUAGAUCAACCAAAAUGAGAAAUAAUGUGAAAAAGAGACGCAAGCUAAAGAAGGGCCUGUCAAACAAACCUCCAGGUGCUGACUGGAUAAGCAGGACAAUAGGCAAUUGCACACCGAUGAUGGUUAACGGUGACAGCACUGAUGACAUUGAUGAUAUUUUCGCGUCUGUAGGUCUGUGA